AACACACGAUGCACCAUGAUGGGACGUCACGCACACUGGCGUAGUGUCGGGAUUGGAAUGUAACAAGAGUAACAAUCGGAACAACUGAGCAAUAGGUGACUGGGCUCGCGGAUAAGGAACUCCUUUGAUUUUAUUAAAGGAAACAUCUUGUGGAACUCGCUCGCUGUCCUCGUGUUUUCGCCGAAAGGGAAACGCCGCUUGCCAGAGCCGGUGUCCCGAUGAAGAGGAAAUGUUCUUCUUGCGUGUGUGAAGAUCCACAGAGAGCGCAGGAAUAAGAGACAUGCCGGGAUUCGUAAGGUUACCGUCGUUGCCGUGAACUGCCCCGACCGUAGACUAUUAUUGUUUCGGAGGUGAAUGGAGUUACACUGCGAGCGGAAGGCUGUGUUUUAGUCUGGAUGCCACAGCAUCGGAGAUAAACCUCGGUCGUUGUUUUAUUAACGACUUUCCAUCUUAUCCAGUGGGACCCGCUGCUCUCCAAAGACAAACUCCACGAGUCAGUGCCACCGCAACUCUCCGGUGCGAGUCGGACCGUGCGACGCGUUUAUCUAGUGCGUCUCCUGUCAACAAACGGUGCAUUUUUAUUAUUCCGCCGGGGGAAAACUAAAUCAGUGAGUAAGCAUAUCUGCUUGUGUUUAUAAUGAUCUUAACAGGAACGGUCACUGUCACGGCUGCACUGUGAGAUGUUGCUACUGGACCGACGAGUGAGAGCGAGGAACCCGGAGUAAAAUCGCCCACAUGCGCUGGAUCAAUCGCUUGCUGUUCGGUGAUCGGAAUCUGAAGAGGGAAGACGUGAGUUGUAAAUCCUCGCAGGCUGGAAGAUGGCGGAGCGAUACUGUAGCUGGAGGAGGUGGUGUUGAGAGACAAACUUCCAACCGAUUGAGAUUUAUUUGCAAACACCGCGAUCUGGCCUUCAGGACACAUGCAGGCCAAAAAACGAUAUCUGAUCUCACUCUUGACUGGCGCCUUUCUAGUUCUGCUCUUUUACUUUGGAGGGGUGGUCCCUGGUCCGGCGGCCACCGGGUCCAGGAGCCGGCAUGGAUAUAAUCGUCCCGAACAGCCGUGGCCACACUUCUCGGAUCCCUUACAACACUUAAGCCCGUGGGACCACUCGGACACGGAGGACUAUAAUGUGCACAUAUCGCCUAGGCAGAAGAGAGACGUUAACUCGAGCGUUUUCAAGGGCAAAAGGUGCCGCAUGCAAUCAUGCUUCGAUUUCUCCUUGUGUCAAAGGAACGGAUUCAAAGUGUACGUGUACCCGCAGCAGAAGGGCGAGAAGAUCUCGGAAAGUUACCAGAACAUUUUAGCCACCAUCGAGGGCUCUAGGUUUUACACUUCUGACCCUGGUCAAGCGUGUCUGUUCGUCCUGAGCUUGGACACUCUUGACCGAGACCAGUUAUCGCCACAGUACGUGCACAAUCUCAAAACCAAGGUGCAGAGCUUGCCUCUGUGGAACAAUGGCAGAAACCAUCUCAUAUUUAAUUUGUAUUCGGGCACAUGGCCUGACUACACGGAAGACUUGGGCUUUGACAUCGGUCAGGCCAUGCUGGCCAAAGCGAGCAUCAGCACGGAGAACUUCAGACCCAACUUUGACGUAUCCAUCCCCUUGUUCUCCAAGGAGCACCCAAGGACCGGUGGGGACAGGGGCUACUUGAAAUACAACACCAUUCCACCUUUUAGAAAGUAUAUGUUGGUAUUUAAGGGGAAACGCUAUUUGACCGGCAUCGGCUCGGACACGAGGAAUGCCUUACAUCACGUUCAUAACGCGGAGGAUGUUGUUCUCCUCACCACCUGCAAACACGGCAAAGACUGGCAGAAACACAAGGACGCGCGAUGUGACAAGGACAAUGCCGAGUAUGACAAAUAUGACUAUCGUGAAAUGCUGCACAAUUCCACCUUCUGCCUGGUUCCUCGAGGACGACGACUGGGAUCCUUUCGCUUCCUGGAGGCUCUGCAGGCGGCCUGUGUGCCGGUCAUGCUGAGUAACGGUUGGGAACUCCCCUUCUCAGAGGUCAUCGACUGGAACACGGCUGCUGUGAUCGGGGACGAGAGGCUCCUGCUGCAGAUCCCGUCCACUGUGCGCUCCAUUCAUCAGGAUAAGAUUCUGGCUCUGCGACAGCAAACGCAGUUCUUGUGGGAGGCCUACUUCUCGUCUGUGGAGAAGAUUGUGCUCACCACUCUAGAAAUCAUAGAGGACCGAGUGCUUCAGCAGACCUCCAGGAGCAAUCUGAUGUGGAACAGUCAUCCCGGUGGACUUUUUACACUGCCCCAGUACUCAUCCUACCUGGGCGACUUCCCUUUCUUCUACGCUGAACUUGGGAUCAAGCCGAAUCCCAAGUUCACUGCUGUUAUCCAUGCCGUCACACCCCUGGUUUCUCAGUCUCAGCCUAUUCUCAAGCUCCUCGUCUCAGUGGCAAGGUCCCAGUACUGUGCUCAGAUAAUUGUAUUGUGGAAUUGUGACAAGCCUUUACCUGCCAAGCAUCGGUGGCCGGCCACCUCCGUUCCCGUUAUUGUAAUUGAAGGAGAGAACAAGGUCAUGAGCAGUCGGUUUCAGCCCUAUGACAGUAUCAUCAGCGAUGCAGUGUUAAGUCUGGAUGAGGACACAGUGUUGUCGACCACUGAGGUGGACUUUGCCUUCACAGUGUGGCAGAGUUUCCCUGAGAGAAUUGUGGGAUAUCCUGCCCGCAGUCAUUUCUGGGACAAUAAUAAGGAGCGCUGGGGUUACACCUCUAAAUGGACCAAUGACUAUUCCAUGGUUCUCACCGGAGCUGCCAUUUACCACAGAUAUUACCACUUCCUGUAUUCCCACUUCCUGCCAAGUAGCCUGAAGAGCAUGGUGGACCAGCUGGCCAACUGUGAGGACAUCCUCAUGAACUUCCUAGUGUCUGCUGUCACCAAGCUGCCGCCCAUAAAGGUCACACAAAAAAAGCAGUACAAGGAGACCAUGAUGGGUCAGUCAUCUCGAGCCUCACGUUGGGCGGACCCGGACCACUUUGCCCAGCGCCAGACCUGCAUGAACAAGUUCGCCAGCUGGUUUGGCGGCAUGCCACUGGUCCACUCCCAAAUGAGACUGGACCCCGUUCUGUUUAAGGACCAGGUCUCCAUCCUCCGUAAGAAAUACAGGGAGAUCGAGCGGCUCUGACCAGACUGGCGCCCCUUGACGGACAUUCAACAAGGGGCUGCGAUAGACACAAGCAAAGGACAAGGCCAGCAGGAUGUGACGGCCUCUGUGGACCUUCAGACACACGUGACACACUUUUAACUCUUCGGAAGAUUUAGUUUUGUUUCAAGGUUGGUAACAAAUCACAAAGAAAAACUUGUCUUUCCCAGCACAUGAGCGAGUUGUUGGACGACAGGAGGGACGCGUCAUCGUGUUAGCACUUCUUCACCCCGCCACAUCUAGAUCCAUCCAUCCAUCCUCCUGCCUCGGAUGUCAGAAUCACUUUUUUCAGAAUCAGUUCACUCCAAGGUCUUGAGCCAUGAUUGUGUAUGAUUAAGCCUAUGGUUUUAUUUCCAAUUUUGUGGUGUUAGGGUUUUUUUUUUUUCCUUUUCAAAAGGCUUCAUAAUCAUUUAGUUUCAGUGGAAGUAAUUUAAGGCUGUGAUGUAGACGGUGCAGGUGAAAAGUUCACAGACGCAGAAAUAUAGCAUUGUGCCAAAAAGGGCCAUAACAUUACAUUCGAAACGGCGGUCCCUCUUAUUAGUGGCAUAAAAACCAUUUAAAAACCCUGCAGUAUUUUAUUUCUUAUUUUCAAAAAUGGUGCCAAGACUAAUGAUUUGCCUUAAGUGGCUUGUCAAACCCUCCCUACCUAAUUAAUUCAUGCAAAUCCACCUUAAAGUGUAUAAAGAAAUUCAUUAGAAAUCCCUAAAUCCUCAUGUUAUUAAACAGCCUGGCUGAAAAAAAAAAAGUUUGUCAUAGUCGAGAGAAAAAUUAGCAUGGAAACAAAGGCAGAGCUUACAGUGCAGAAACACCAUCUGUUUAGGUGGGAAAACUUUGGUAGACAUCAGCGCGUGACAGGUUGCAUCGUAAGGACUUAUGGCUGUAAUUUAAGUGAGACGUCUCUCACCUCCUCUAUCUUCCCUGUCCCUGUGAAAAAUGAGCUGUCCGUCAAAGUUCAAUAAACACUGCCUCAAUUCUCCCCUUCGGCCUCCUAUUUUAAAUGCGACUCCUUCGCAUAUAAAACUCACUGAGCCACAAAUGGACACCUGGCAAAUUUAUGUACCCUAGAAAGUGGCAAGUAUGCUUCUGUUAGAUCAAAAUGUACAUCCAUUCUUGUUGAUUUCUUAUCAAGGGAACGGCUCUCAAGACGUCGGGUUUUUCACUGUUUUCCAGAGUCAGGUACUUGAAUGUCUGAUGACUUGGAGUGCCGUGCUUCAGUGGCCUUUUGUGAAGGUGACUGGACUUAAAAUGUGCCAGCUGUGAGCCAAAGCCUUUUUUUUCCUCUUCGUUUUCAUGUUUUCUUCACAUAAUGCAUCAGAAUUCAGUUGAUGUGACAUGAUGUACACUACAUAUUUUUCCCCUCUACGUGGUCAUGGUCAGCCCACGCUGAAAUUUAAAUGCAUACCUGACACUGAAUGUUGUUUAAGACCCAAGUUGCAGACUUAAAUUGUUGUGCAUUGUAUUUUAAUAAGCUAUUUGACACUGAAUCACGAGUUAAAGGCCUGAUAAAUUCUGUAGUAAAGCUCCUGUGUUUCAUCUGACAUUAUCAGAAUGAACUGAAAAUCUUUAUAACGGCCUGAAUGCAAUUUUUUAAAUGUCCAUCUUGACAUUUAACAUUUUGGUGCUUGCUUGAAUCUUGUUAUACAAGUAUGUGAGUUAAUUUCAAGUCCUUGAAAGCUUCUAGCUUUUACUACUAGCAUAAAAUGUUCAUUAGUAAUUAUGCCUUUGUCAUCCUUUUCUGUCCUUUUUUUUUUUUAAACAAACGGCACACAUCUGGCUAAGUUUUAAGUUCAGUAAAUCAUCCAAUUUAAAAAUGUAUGCCUAGCAUUUUUACCUGUGGUUGUCAUAUCACACAGUUAACGUCUGGCCUUGCACAAUUUCAUUGGCCGAUUAUAUACACUUCAAAUACAAUGUAUAUGAUCCUUGUUCAUACAGCUGGAUCUACACCGUUAUAUAUAGGAUGAUUCAUCCAAGAUGAUUUUAGAGGUUAGAUGUGUGCAUCAGAUGUCUGUUUUGAUUAAUAUGUGCAUCCCAUCCCGUCACGAUGCCCUUGCCAACACUGUCACCAGGGCUUAUGAUCUGCCCAGUAUCAUCCAGAUCUGCCCAAGGCCCUUGUCAGCGCAGACGACACACUGAUAGGGGUUUGCAUCGGCGCCAGUGUUAUUUUAAUUAUCCAGCUUAACGUGACAAAGCCAUUCAUUUGAAAUUGGCCUGUUGAAUGCUGCUGCUACCACUACACACUUGCAAGAUCACCAAAGAAUCUUGGCAAAUUUAAACUCAUGCAAUUGUCAUAUGUUGUCAUUGGCAAACUGAUUCUUUCAUUGUUUUUGUACUUUUUCAUUCUGCCGAGAUCAUCCUGUCUCAAGGCUAACUGGUCAAAUUAGCAUUUUAUUUAUCUUCCAUUAUGUUCUGUGAUUAGCAAUAAGCAAUAUGGAGUCAUGCUCAAAAACAUCACUGAUCUCUCCCUGAUUGUGCCUUUUGAUUCAACUGAGUUUGUGAUCCCCACAGUCACAUAGGACAGAAGCGGCAAACGUCAUCGGCAGACACUAAAGUUUCCCAGCAUCUGUUAAACACUCGACUGUAUUUCUCACGUUAGGCUGUUAACCAGACUUGCAUGACCACUUUAGGCUAUUUAUGAGUAAAUACCCAUUUGUUUUGGGUUAUUUUUGUUCAGAGGUGUUGGUUUUGCUCCCUCCUGUCCUGACCCUUCAUCCAAGUAAUUAACAGAAGACUUUUUAUAGCGGUAAUAAAGAAAUUGCAAAAUGCCAAUUUUGUAUGAAUGAUUUAUAAGAAAAUGAAUAAAGUCAUAUUUGAUGCUAUAA
This is a messenger RNA of Carassius auratus (goldfish), 5976 nucleotides long. RefSeq names its product exostosin-1b-like. Gene Ontology annotation, molecular function: glycosyltransferase activity. Bases 920 to 3139 code for a protein of 739 amino acids. The record is from RefSeq and is a predicted model, not a curated record. The transcript has 11 exons. Gene Ontology annotation, cellular component: membrane. NCBI's taxonomy places the organism in Eukaryota, Metazoa, Chordata, Actinopteri, Cypriniformes, Cyprinidae.